Molecule: messenger RNA, 1983 nt
Organism: Aegilops tauschii subsp. strangulata
Lineage: Eukaryota; Viridiplantae; Streptophyta; Magnoliopsida; Poales; Poaceae
Source: RefSeq, a predicted model, not a curated record
GCCACUAGUUCUCUUCAUCUCCUUUUAAUUGAAAUUUUGGGGUUAACAAUUUUUAUAAUCUACUGCAUGUACGAUUCCCAUUGCUUCUCAAUCAGCUUGUCUGGAGCCAAUGAUGAUGACCGAGCCGUUAGCCUCUUGCAUGCCUGACGGGAUGGUUUGUGAAAGGCAACAUUUUCGCACCAUGCUGCAGAUAUUCUCCCUGAAGCUAGCUUACACUUCUUCACAUGUUACUGGCCCAGUCCAGUUGUACGGAUACGUGGCUGUCAGGGAUCUUUUGAACCCUAUGCAUAACUACAUCUUCAACCGCACAAGGGAUGGUCCUUUCGUCGUGGAGCAUGACGGCCUUAUGCAAAUGACCGGCCCUAAGAGGGGCAUCAGAAUGGGGGCUCCCGUGCUGAUUGAGUUCGACAUGAAGGUCAGGAGAGGAUUCGGAGAAGCAGAAGAUGAUUUACAGCUCAUCGAUUGUGUUGCAUGCUUCAACGACAUAACCUCGAGACAUGCCACGAAGAACAAAAGACGGAUCGAUGGCGAUUGCGGGGCGGUGGACAUAACCUAUGCACUUAUGAGGGGCGCCGCGGAGGCCACCGUGCAGGUUGGGAUAUCAGAGCUGGCACAGGACGGUGGCUUGAUAAGGCUGAACGCAGCAUUGUUUUACACCAAGGAGUUGAGCGCGCAGAUCCAGCUGUUUGACGGAGUUGUCGCCGCCGAGGCGUCUGAGCUGAGCAGGACUGUGCUUGCCGUGGCGAAGGGAGGUCAGUUGCUUGUAUCGUUGAUGCUCGAUCAGACUGGUGGCUCGGGUGAUUGCGCUUUCAGUCGUAGCUGCACCUUCCCUGUUCAAAAGCAUGGAAACCAUGUCUCCGUUUUCAAGCUUGGGCUGGUCACUAUCGAGGUGAAGGUAACCUGGUCGACUUUGGACAUCCCCAUAAGCCUUUUGGGUCCAAAUUGCUUCCCGUGGGAGUUCAUGGCAGCUGAGGACGUUGAGUAUGAAGGUGACUGAAUAGCACUUUCUCUUGGUGGGGUGUCCUCGCUCCUAACUAAUUAAGUAUUAUAGGAUGUUUGUUAUCUGGAUGUCGAUGUCAUUUCUGAAUGCCUAUGUGUAUGUGAAAUAGCCGCGUUUUGUAGGUUGCUGGUACCUCUGCUCAAGUUUGUUUGUGUUUGAUUUUCCGAUGCGCAUGUUUGGAUGCCCCCUGUGGUUUCUUUAGACUGAUUCUCAUCACAAGAAAGUAUUGUCAUAAUACUUGGGACUUUCAGACUGGGUAGUAGCAAAUAUAAUUCCCCUGUAAGCGCAUUCAUAAGACACAUGACAUCUGGAUUAUUAUUUUUUAUGCAUUUCGACACUCUGUCCUGAUGCAAUUCUUUGCCUUCACACUUGUUAAUGUUGGCUUGCCACUAGCUGUGGCAGCCAGAUUUACGGUUGUGCGAGUUCUUGUGGGCAUCACUGGACACUUUGACAGCCCUUCUCUUGCUGGUGCCUGGUGGUCAGGAACAACAAAAAUCUGAGUAAAUUGUACAGAACGACAACCAUUGUGCCACUAUUUUACAGAACCAUGACUUGUGUGGAUGCUAAUUUGCACAAAACAGCGACUUUUGUGCUGAAGUCAAGUCACUAAUUGUGCGGGGGUUUUUUUUUUUGACGCGUCAACGGUGGGCUUACGCCUACCUGAACUUUUAUUACCAAUUGAGGAGCGGUUACAUGAGGACAGAGUUACAUAUGGGGGGAGGAGAGACGAAAUUACAAGCAAAGAAAAAAUAGGAAGAGAGGGUAAAGCCCUCCCUCCUGAGGAUCAAGUUUACAAAGACACAAACAAAGACGAAUACAGAAAAAGGAACAGCAAAACUUCAAAAUCUCCAUCCCUUGGUAAUUACUCCCUUCGUAAACUAAUAUAAGAGCGUUUAGAUCACUAAUUUAGUAAUCUAAAGGCUCUUAUAUUAGUUUACGGAGGGAGUAAAAGCUAAUAUACCAACAACCCAGUUUCAAACAAA